This is a messenger RNA of Tarenaya hassleriana, 1118 nucleotides long. RefSeq names its product fasciclin-like arabinogalactan protein 7. NCBI's taxonomy places the organism in Eukaryota, Viridiplantae, Streptophyta, Magnoliopsida, Brassicales, Cleomaceae. The coding region runs from base 120 to 917 and encodes 265 amino acids. The record is from RefSeq and is a predicted model, not a curated record. The transcript has 2 exons.
CUGUCUUUUUACUUUUAAAUACCCUCUCCCUUCUUCUGCUUUCUCCAUCUCUGGUCUCAUUUACCAGUCGCUCAAGGAGAUACAGAGAGUGAUUGUUUGAGCUGAAAGAUCGUAGAGAGAUGGAUAAAGUUUCCAUCUUUUGCGUCAUUUACUGUUCCAUCCUUCUCAUUGGCUCAUCAUCAACCUACGCUAAGACCGCAAGCCCUCCGGCCCCGAUCCUUCCCCCGACACCAGCCCCUGCACCUGCACCGGGUCCCCACCACGUCAACCUGACCGAGCUGCUCAGCGUUGCCGGCCCGUUCCACACGUUCCUCGACUACCUCCUCUCGACCAAAGUCAUCGACACGUUCCAGAACCAAGCCAACAACACCGAGGAAGGGGUCACCAUCUUCGUGCCGAAAGACGAGGCCUUCAAGAACCUGAAGAGCCCUUCUCUGUCGAACCUCACCCAAGAUCAGAUCAAGCAGCUCCUCCUCUUCCACGCCCUCCCUCAUUACUACUCGCUUUCCGACUUCAAGAACCUCAGCCAGACCGGGACAGUGCCCACGUUCGCAGGUGGUCAGUACUCGUUGAACUUCUCCGAUGUCUCUGGAACCGUCCAGCUCGAUUCCGGCUGGACCAAGACCAAGGUCAGCAGCAGCGUUUACUCGACCGAUCCAGUGGCUGUCUACCAAGUGAACCGAGUGCUACUCCCCGAAGCGAUCUUUGGUACGGAUAUUCCCCCAAUGGCUGCACCAGCUCCGGCCCCCGCUGUCGGUAGCCCGGCCGAUGCUCCCUCAGCCGAUUCCGCAGAUAAAGCUAACGCCUCUUCCCCAAAGUCCUCUCACAAGAACUCUGCGCAUAAAGCUGCUGGCUUUGGAGCUUUCACUGCUUUCAUGGCCAUGGCGGUUUCUUCUGGUAUUCUGGUGUUCUUGUGAGAGAGAGAGAGAAGGGUACGACGAUCAUUUUGGCGUUCGGAGUUUGAGUCUGCUCCAAGUAAAGAAUGCCGAAGACGAAGAGAUCUGUAUCUUUGAAUUGCUUUUGAUUCGAAGCCAUUUUAUUCAUUUAUACAUUUUAAAUCGCCAUUGUGUAUGAGAGAGUGGUCCUAAAGCUUGUUGCUCCAAUUUUCCAUUUGCUUU